AUGGUGGAUCUCAAUGACCCUUCCAAGGGAGAAUCCUCCCAAGAGGCAGAAAGCUCCACCAGCCAGCAACACAGCUCUGCGGACCUCUUUCGAGAGCGCACCGUCUCGGUGGCUUCCACAGCAUCGCAGGGACGGCGUUCCUCGGGGAGCUCCACCGGCAGCCGCAGCCAGAGGGACAGCCUCCAGCACCGCAUCAUGCACCUGUCCGAGCUGCUGCGGGUGGAGAAGGCCAACCAGGACGACAACACCUCCUGCUACGUGGAGCUGGUGAGCAAGGCCGACCGGGAGAAGGCCCCCUCCAUCCGGCAGGCCUUCGAGCGGAUCAACCAGCGCUCCUCCGCCAACAUCGCCCACCUCGAGCAGCGCCUGCAGGACUGCUGGCUCCAGCUGAAAAGGUUGGAGCAGAAGGCGGCGGCGGAGCGGGACAGCCUCGCCAGCACCUCCUCUUCCCAGCAGCAGCUCUCCACCCCUAGGGGCAGCUUCUCCCGCCCAGCAUAUUUCAGCCUCCCUCGGCUCCGCGGCUCCAAAAAUAGCACCGUGGAGGAGAUCCACAGCCCUCCCCCUGUGCAAAGCGAGGAAAGAGGCCCCGCCCCCGAAGCCAACACCAAGCAGGCCCUGGACGAGGCAGUCCAGCUGAGGCUCCAGGAACUCCGGAGUCAGCUGGCCGAGCUGAAGGGAACCCACAAGGCCCUGGAGGAGGAAUGGCAGAAGCUGGAGAAGUCAUGGAAGGAAGACAAGUGGGAGAUGAUGGAACUCUUGCAGGAGGAGAAGAAGAGGCACUACAACUUGGAGGUGCAAGUGAACGACGUGGUCCAAGUGAAUCUCAGCGAGAUCAACAACCUCAAGCAUGACUUGGCCUGCACUGAAGAGAAGAUGGUCUAUCAGUCCUACGAGCGGUCCCGGGACAUCUGGGAGGUCCUGGACUCCUACCAGACCCGGCUGGCCAAACUGGAAACGCAGCAACAAGCCCAGCAGCAGGAAGCCAGGGAUUUACCUCAAGCCAGCGUGUACAAACUGUACGGGCAACUCAUGAACCUCCUGUUGACCGUGGCCGCCAUCCUCCUGGUGUGCGUCUCCACAGUGUCAGCCUUUAGCUUUCCUCUCCUGCGCACCCCCUGGCGUGCCAUGACCACUCUGGGUGUGCUCACGGUGGUCGUUUUGCUCUGGAACUACUUGCCAGACAUCGCAGAGCUGGAAUGGACCACGUGGUUUUCCUCCACUUAG
Molecule: messenger RNA, 1224 nt
Organism: Heteronotia binoei (common prickly gecko)
Lineage: Eukaryota; Metazoa; Chordata; Lepidosauria; Squamata; Gekkonidae
Gene: TEX28
Product: testis expressed 28
Exons: 4
Coding region: 1-1224 (407 amino acids)
Cellular component (GO): endomembrane system
Source: RefSeq, a predicted model, not a curated record